Molecule: messenger RNA, 2138 nt
Organism: Alosa sapidissima (American shad)
Lineage: Eukaryota; Metazoa; Chordata; Actinopteri; Clupeiformes; Clupeidae
Gene: nsun3
Product: NOP2/Sun RNA methyltransferase 3
Exons: 7
Coding region: 153-1406 (417 amino acids)
Biological process (GO): rRNA methylation
Cellular component (GO): mitochondrial large ribosomal subunit
Molecular function (GO): methyltransferase activity
Source: RefSeq, a predicted model, not a curated record
AGGCGGAACUUUCUUUUAUGGUUUUGGUAGCAGUCCGUCAUGAAUAGAGGACGGACUAAGAUGAAACGGUGCUGCAAAAGGUAUUCAUGCUGAAGUGACAGUAAACAACACAGGCGAUGAAAUAAGUAAACGAUGACAUAUACGCUCUUCAAAUGCGUUGCAUACAGAGAUUUCUGUUCUCUUUCUCUCUUGGGAAAGUGCGCUUCUGUCGCCUAACUGUACGUUUGGAAUCAACACAAUGCUUUUCCGAUUUACAUGAAGGAACUCAAGUCGAGCCACAAGGUGAACGAGAGAUUGCCACAAGCAAGCAGGGGCCCAGGCGAAGGGUCUGUCAGCAGGUUCUGCAGCAUUUUGACGCGCAGUACACGGAGGAGCUUGGCAGCUUAUGGACAUCAGCAAGGUCGGUGUUGCUGAACCCGGACUGCUGGCAGUAUGGGGUGAUGCUGAACCGCUUCACUGAUCUAUCAGACCUGCGGACACGGCUGCAGGAGCUCGGAUACACCAGCCUCCUUCCUCAGCGAGGGGACCACUCUACCCCUACACACACACAUGUCCAGGAAAACACACAUCACUCUCACACACACAGCGAUGACCGGUCUCCUCAGAGCCCCCCCAGUGCGCACACACACAUUCACCCACGCUGGCUCGCUGCUGGCUCUCUGGAGUGUGUCGUGCAGCGGGCAGCGAUGCGUCUGCCGGCCCCGAGGCAUGACCACGGCCGUCUCAAGGGCUACUUCCUGCUGAACGCUGCCUCCCUGCUUCCUGUGCUGGCGCUGGGCAUCACCGAGGGGGAGCGCGUGCUGGACAUGUGUUCUGCUCCCGGAGGCAAAGCCAUCGCCAUCCUACAGGCUGCCAAUCCAGGCCUUCUGCAUUGUAAUGAAGUCAACUCACACCGCUGUGAUUGGCUCUCUAAGACACUGGAGUCCUAUGUGCCCGGCCCUCUGAUGGAGACAGUGCGAGUGACUAAUCAGGAUGGGAGAGAUUUCGGACACUCACACCCAGGGGUGUAUGAUAAGGUGCUGGUAGACACUCCCUGUUCUAAUGACCGAAGUUGGCUUUAUACCUCCAGCAUCCAGCAGGGAGAGCUAUGGCUGAAAGAGAGACGCAAGCUGCCCCAGCUACAAGCCCAACUACUCCGCUCGGCGCUGGCAGCGGUGCGGCCCGGUGGGGUGGUGGUCUACUCCACCUGUACCCUCUCUCGGGCGGAGAACCACGCCGUUGUUGAGGCCGUCUUAGCAACCUGCCCAGGGGUGGAGCCUGAGGAUCUGCAACAGGAGCUGGCCAAUCAGCUCUCAGAGCACUUCACCUUCGCCCCGCCCCUCUGGCCCCCCGGGCUGCUGGUCGUCCCCGAACGCCUCGGACACACCUGGGGCCCCAUGUACCUGGCCCGCCUCCAGAGGAAAUAAACACACAUACACACACACACAUACACACUCACUUGGGGCCCCAUGUACCUGGCCCGCCUCCAGAGGAAAUAAACACUCACACACACGCACACACACACACACACACAGGCACACACGCACACGUGACCCUUGUACCUUCUUGUCCGAGGAGGAGAGACUAAACACACACACACACACACACACACACACACACACACACACACAGUGCUCAGUUAUCAGUGAUCAACUGCCAUACACACAACUCGUUUCUUGCUGCUUAAUGGGUUAAAGUAUUUGAAAUGAGAAUGAUGUGAGAGUGAAGUCAUUCUUUGCUGUUUGUUUUGGGAAGGCCCUGCUGUGCAGUGAGUGUUGUUAUUUUCACCAUUAAUUUAAUGUCAAAUAAAAUUUAUAAAUAAGCUUAAGAUGGAGCUAUUCUCCAAACAAGUUUUUAAUAAAACUUUUAUACAUAAUAACAUUUGUGCCCAGGGAUUUGUUUAAUUCUAAACCUUUGUAGGCUGGCUUUUUUGUUCAGGUGUGUGUGUGUGUGUGUGUGUGUGUGUGUCUGUGUCUGUGUCACGACCAAACAAGCUGUUAGAGAAUCUCGCCUGUGGAUUUCACACCUAAUUCUGAUUUGUGUGUCUGUAGGAGUGAGAGUUCUGGAGCAGCAGCCUUCUUUUCAUCAGAGAGGACUGGCUGACUAUUAUGUGUCUGAGCACUCAACCUGUGAGCCCACAUGAGGGUCUAGAACGCGAG